AUGGCGGAGGCAACAGCACCAAAGCCAAGUAGCAGUGUGAAGCUUGUAUUGUUGGGAGAAGCAGCCGUAGGAAAGUCAUCCCUAGUACUGCGAUUCGUAAACAACGACUUCCAAGAAAAUAAAGAGCCAACCAUCGGAGCUGCGUUCCUUACACAGAAAUGUAAUCUCCCAACUCGAACGAUCAAAUUCGAAAUCUGGGAUACUGCGGGACAAGAGCGUUUUGCAUCACUCGCACCCAUGUACUAUCGCAACGCUCAAUCCGCCCUCGUCGUUUAUGAUUUAACAAAGCCUACAUCCCUCGUCAAGGCCAAACAUUGGGUAGCAGAGCUACAGCGGCAAGCAUCGCCGGGCAUUGUUAUUGCCCUCGUAGGAAACAAGCUCGAUUUGACCAACGAAUCUGCAUCAUCCAGCAAUAACUUGGGUGACGACUCGGAAGGAGAUGCAACUGAAGGAGAGGCAGACGACGGGGAUGCGCGAAAAGUAUCAACGGCAGAAGCAAAAUCUUAUGCGGAGGAGGAGGGGCUACUCUUCUUCGAGACCAGCGCAAAGAAUGGUACGAAUGUGAGCGAAGUAUUCACAGCUAUUGCAAACGCCAUUCCAGAGACAUCUUUGAAAGGUGCUAGAGGUCCAGGUGCUACACAAGCAGCGAGUCGAACGGAAGAUCAGUCCAGAGUCAACUUGACUGGACCAAGGGACAGUGCAGCGAAGGAUACCUGCGCUUGCUAA
Messenger RNA from Glarea lozoyensis ATCC 20868, 726 nucleotides. Its product is annotated as P-loop containing nucleoside triphosphate hydrolase. The coding region runs from base 1 to 726 and encodes 241 amino acids. Lineage: Eukaryota; Fungi; Ascomycota; Leotiomycetes; Helotiales; Helotiaceae. The transcript has 3 exons. The record is from RefSeq and is a predicted model, not a curated record. Gene Ontology annotation, molecular function: GTP binding; GTPase activity.